Pieris macdunnoughi is the source of this 923-nucleotide messenger RNA. The record is from the annotation of a GenBank genome assembly. Lineage: Eukaryota; Metazoa; Arthropoda; Insecta; Lepidoptera; Pieridae.
UGGCAGCAGUAUGCAUACUUCUGGAGGUGGGGGCGCUGCCGAGUCGGCAAAGUGGUUUCCGAUGCAACGAUCCAGAUCUCUCUUUCCCGCACACGGGAGAUACAAUGUCCAUCUCGCUGGUUGCAGCUGUCACCGUCAUAGUGCCUUUUUUUAUUAUGUGGGCAGUUGAAGCUGCAUUACACAGAGACGAUGAGUACACGCUUAAGAAGAGCAAGCUAUCUGAGAGUGCGCAAAUUGCGGCUCUAAUGUACCGCGACUACAUAUACGGGGCAAUAGUGAAUUUGACUAUUAUGGAAAUAGUGAAGUGCGUAGUGGGCUCACCGAGGCCCACCUUCUUCGAUCUGUGUGAACCGGAUAAGGCCAGCACUUGUAAUGAGCAUUAUGAUCAACAGAACAUAAUGCCUUCUGUUCUGUUCAACAGAAGAGAAGGCAUUAGACAGAAGAGAAGUCAACCUGUUGGUUACUGGAAGUCAACCAACAGGUCGGAGUACGUGACGAGUUACACCUGCACAUCGACGAGGUACUCCAGGUACCUGCAGAUAGAUGCCAGCAGAAGCUUCCCUUCAGCCCACACAUCCCUCGCCGUGUACUGCGGGUUAUUCUUAGCGUGGUAUCUCCAGCGGCGAGCAUUCAGCUGGCAUAACCGAUCUGUCCUCAUAGUUCCUCUAGUUCAGAUCCUAUGCAUCAUUUACGCGGUUAUCUGCCCUCUUACGAGGAUCACCGACCGAAGACACCAUUGGUGGGACGUACUUGCUGGUGCUGUUAUGGGUUUCUGCAGUGUUUUGUAUACUGUGCUUGUGCUAUGCAAGAACUUCUCCCAACCGGCUGUGGUGAGUACCAGCGACAUAUCGAGCAGUGACGGGAACAACCACCAAGCUGUCCGGCGGCUUCUGUCCCACGAGCCUAGAGUGGUAGUGCCGUAA